Molecule: messenger RNA, 1854 nt
Organism: Rhododendron vialii
Lineage: Eukaryota; Viridiplantae; Streptophyta; Magnoliopsida; Ericales; Ericaceae
Product: autophagy-related protein 16-like
Exons: 5
Coding region: 148-1692 (514 amino acids)
Biological process (GO): autophagosome assembly
Cellular component (GO): autophagosome membrane
Molecular function (GO): protein binding
Source: RefSeq, a predicted model, not a curated record
GCUUUAACUCUAACCCAAUUAGGAGUGUUUCUUCUUCAGAAAGAACUACCACCCCUGUUCCUCAAUUUCAUCCUCCAACCAAUUCUCGGUCCAGAAUCUCGAUAAAACCUAGAUAUCGAUCAAACCCACCUCGAUUCAAUCAAUAUAAUGGAUUUUUUCAGGUCUCAAGACGAAGAAAUCGCUCUGAAUGCAAUCAAGCACGCUGUGAAGGCUCUUCGGAAGCGGCACUUGCUCGAAGAGAGCGCUCAUGCCCCAGCUCUCAUCGCUCUCUACAAGCCUCUGGCUUAUCAGGGCUCAGUAUGGAAAGAGAAGGCAGAAAAUCUUGAAGUCGAACUUCAACAUUGUUACAAAGCUCAAGCUCAAUUAUCUGAACAGCUUGUGGCGGAAGUGGCCGAAUCCAGAGCUUCAAAAGCUUCAGUUCAACAGAGAGAAGCCACAAUCUUGGAUGUGCAGAAUGAGCUCACAAAAGCAAGGGAUGAAUGCUCUCAUUUAACUGAGCUAUUAGAAGAAAAGAAUAAAGCAUUAGAAUUAGUCAUAAGUGAGAACGAGGAACUGAAAACUCAGUUGGAGGAGAUCACUGCGAGAGCUAAGAAUGCUGAGGGUGAAAAUAAGACAUUCAUUGAUCGUUGGAUGCUGGAAAAAAUGCGGGAUGCUGAACGCCUUAAUGAGGCUAAUGCACUUUACGAAGACAUGCUCGGUCAACUCAAGGCGAGAGGAAUAGAACAACUUGCAAGGCAGCAAGUCGAUGGUGUGGUCCGCCGAAGUGAAGAAGGGGCCGAAUACUAUGCAGAGUCUGCUGUCCCCACUGUAUCCAAGCACCAUAUACAUGCACAUGAAGGUGGAUGUGCUGCCAUAGUUUUUGAAAACAGUUCCGGUACAUUGGCUAGUGGCGGACAAGACAAGACCAUCAAAAUCUGGGAUACAGACACUGGAUCCCUUAGACGCACUCUUUGUGGUUGUCUAGGCUCUAUUCUUGAUCUUGCCAUUACGAAUGAUAACAGCUCAAUAAUCGCCGCUAGCAGUUCAAACAAUUUGUACAUUUGGGAUGCAGAUUCUGGUAGGAUGAAUCAUACACUAAAAGGUCAUAAAGAUAAAGUGUGUGCUGUAGACACGAGCAAAGUCUCCCGUUUCCAUGUAGUAAGUGCAGCUUAUGAUCGCACAAUAAAAGUUUGGGAUCUACAUAAAGGUAAAUGCAUCAACACGAUAAUUUUCCAUAGCAAUUGCAAUGCUAUUUGUUUCAGCAUCGAUGGACAGACGAUUUGCUCGGGUCACGUGGACGGUAGUCUUCGGUUGUGGAAUAUGCAGACAGGAAAGCUACUCAGCGAAGUUGCUGCACAUUCGCUUGCUGUGACUUCAAUAUCUCUUUCUAGAAGUGGCAAUGUGAUAUUGACUAGCGGGAGAGACGGGUUGCACAAUUUGUUCGACGUGCGAUCUCUGGAGGUUUGUAGCACACUUAAAGCUAGUGGAUAUAAAAUGGCAUCUAAUUGGAGCCGGUCCUGUAUCAGUCCAGAUGAAAACUACGUUGCUGCUGGAUCUGCUGACGGGUCUGUCUAUAUUUGGUCUGUAUCAAAAGCUAGUAUAGUCAGCACUCUUAAGGAACACACUGCUUCUGUUUUAUGUUGUUCAUGGGGUGGUGUUGGAAAACCUCUUGCUUCCUCUGAUAAAAAUGGAAUUAUUUGUACGUGGACAUGAUUGAUGUCAUGGUUAGCAUCGUUCUCAGGUUUUAUUGCCUUGUCAUGUAUAUUUAGCACGUUCUCGGGUUUUAUUGCCUUGUCAUGUAAAUUUAGCAUUCUAGUCUCAGACAAGCCUUUUUCUGCGAAGUUGGAUCAGUUCAGCCAUCACAGCUGUUGUUUA